This is a messenger RNA of Zootermopsis nevadensis, 711 nucleotides long. NCBI's taxonomy places the organism in Eukaryota, Metazoa, Arthropoda, Insecta, Blattodea, Termopsidae. The record is from RefSeq and is a predicted model, not a curated record.
CAACAACAAGGGUUACCUAGGAAACGUGAUUUAUUUACUCGGCAUUUUUGUUACCUAGCAACAAUAUAAACAAUCUGAGUGAGCAGUUGAAACUAUGGUUUCAAAAUAGUUGAUCAUUGCAUUGUCAGACAGCGAAGGUGAAACAUUACAAGAAGUCAAGUUGUCAAAGUGUGAAUUAAUUAACGAAGACUACAUCGAUAAAAGAAACAAACGAGUGUUGCUGAAAAACGUUAAUCCUCUACGCAAAUGGACCCAUUUGAAGUAACAAGUAUUUGUCUCGUGAGGGAAAUGAAAGAAAUCUUCAAAACUCUGACUGGGAGUAUCAGAGCAUUAAACGAGAAGUGUAUAAAGCUGGAAAAACAGAUCGGGAUAUUCCGUGCAGACAGGACUGAGCUGCAGAAUCAACUCAAUUACGAAGGAUUUCUGGUGCAGCAACAUGAAUUCAGUCUUCAUGAUAUGAUAGAAGAACAAAAUAAACUUCAAGAGCACAUGUCUCAUCUUUUUCAGCAGGUCACGGAACUCCACGCAGAGAAUGUCCAGAUGUGCCCCAGACCCCUCUUCCAGUCACCUUCAGUAAUUGUUCGUUACUUCUGUAUUUUGGAUGACUUUGGCUGUUGGAGAUGGGAAGGCAGGGGGAAAUCGGAAAACUAUGAAUAUAAUUGUAACAAGAAUUCCCCAGAUUUAACCCACUCAUAAUUUCUCGAAAAAAUA